This is a messenger RNA of Mangifera indica (mango), 1394 nucleotides long. RefSeq names its product protein NSP-INTERACTING KINASE 2-like. The record is from RefSeq and is a predicted model, not a curated record. The transcript has 6 exons. Lineage: Eukaryota; Viridiplantae; Streptophyta; Magnoliopsida; Sapindales; Anacardiaceae. Gene Ontology annotation, molecular function: protein binding. The coding region runs from base 694 to 1317 and encodes 207 amino acids.
GGCAGCAGAGGCUCUGGGUGCAAUUGUUUGGAUCAUCUGUGGUAGAAAAAUCACCUUUCAUGUCUGUUGACCCAGCUGCACCAACUUCAUUAUGCUGUUCUGUUGACGAGCCAAGUUCUUCUGGAUGAAGCAAAAGGGAUGUAUGAACGAUAUGCAGCACUUUUUGCACUUCGAAACAACAGUGGAGAUGAAGCUGUUUCUGUUAUAAUUGAUUCUUUAGGCGCGAAAAAAUGCUCUGCUGAAGCAUGAGGUUGCUUAUGUGUUGGGGCAAUUGCAAAACAAAGCUGCGUCUGCUGCGCUUUGUAAUGUACUCAGGGAUUUGAAGGAGCAUCCCAUGGUCAGACAUGAAGCUGCUGAAGCUCUUGGUUCCAUUGCUGGAAAUAGUGUGGCACUUCUUGAGGAAUUUGCCACACUUGCAGAUAACCACAGUGUGGCGCUUCUUGAGGAAGUUGCCAGGGAUCCUGAGCAUAUUGUUUCACAGAGCUGUGAAGUUGCCCUGAGCAUGCUCGAAUAUGAACGGUUGGGAAAGUCCAAUCUGAAUGUUAUAUCAAUAGUUGGUAGACAAAGUUGCCAAAAGAGAAUUGAAUUCUGCUUUUGCUGUUGUGAGGCCUUCUGGCCAUCAGGCUGAAAAAGAUGAAGCAAUGGGAUUCUGUCUAUAUAACAAUGUGGCUAUUGCAGCAAGUUUUCUGUUAAAUGAAAGAGCGAGGGCCAGUGUUGCAGCUUUGUUAUAACCAGUUAACAGGCAGCAUACCCACCAAGCUCAGUUCUUUGAAGAAGCUUAGUGUUGUUGCUCUCCAAUCUAAUCAGCUCACUGGUGCAAUCCCUGCAAGUUUAGGUGAUCUGAGUAUGUUAAGGAGACUAGAUUUGAGCUUCAAUCGCUUAUUUGGUUCAAUCCCGCAAAAAUUAGCUGAUGCUCCUCUUCUGGAAGUUUUAGACAUUCGAAACAAUACUCUGUCUGGCAAUGUGCCUCCUACUUUGAAGAGACUGAAUGAAGGAUUUCUAUAUGAAAACAAUCUGGAGCUAUGUGCAGCUGGGUUUUACUUGUUGAAGGCUUGCAGUGCUUCAAGUAGAAUCAAUCCUAGUAGACCUGAACCUUUUGGAACUGGUACAACAAGAAACAUGCCGGAGACAGCAGAUUUGCAGUCGCCUUGCAACCAAACUUUCUGCUCAAAUUCAUCCAAAUCUCAUCAAGCAUCUAUUGUUGUUGGUGCAAUUGUUGUAACCAAUGCAUUAUUAGCUUUCCAGGAUAAUAAACACAGAUGCUAUGACCGUUUGGAACUGGUGCUUGACUUGGUCCUCACGUGGCAUUCAAUAUGAAUUUGUUUUACAGUUGAAAAUUGCAUGUUUCAGGUCAACUUUCCAGGAUAAUCACAGAUCCUAUGGCCGUUUUUCCA